Messenger RNA from Mesocricetus auratus (golden hamster), 2997 nucleotides. It is a transcript of the gene Hrc, whose product is annotated as histidine rich calcium binding protein. NCBI's taxonomy places the organism in Eukaryota, Metazoa, Chordata, Mammalia, Rodentia, Cricetidae. The record is from RefSeq and is a predicted model, not a curated record. The transcript is spliced from 6 exons. Gene Ontology annotation, molecular function: calcium ion binding. Bases 800 to 2929 code for a protein of 709 amino acids.
GGGCUUGAUUCAUAAAAAACCCCAAAGAGCAUGGGUAUGUUGACAAGUGUGGGGUGGCCCUUAGAGAAACGGUGACACCUGUCUCUUGCCAAGUCCUACAUUGGGGACAGCUGGGGCCUAGUAACCUGAGCCCCCAGCACCCUCCCCCCUGCUAUAUUUAUAGCUCUGGCCUGGUCCCCUGCCCCCAGAUCUGAGUUCCAGGGACAGGAGGUCAUGGGGCGUUGGGGACAGACAGGCCUUCCUCACUCUCUUCACUUUCACACCAAAUGUGUCAUCCUUGUCGCACGUUUUUCAUGACUGUGCCCUGAUUCGUGCAUUGCAAGGUUACUUGGCUCCUAUACGUACCCUCAUCUCCAGUGCCGCAGGCUUCUCCAGCACGACACUCUAAAAGUCUAGCCUGUCUCCAAGAUGCCAAACUUGAGCUUUGGGGCAGUCCAAAGAUGUCCCUGCCCCCCUCCUGGCCAUGAAGACCCCUCCACCACCCAGUCCUGAGCCAGGGGAACAAGAGGGGGUUAGACAGGGAGUGACCAGAAUAACUUAGACUGAGGAUAAAUUUAGCCACUAGGAGGGGAGGGGACAGACCUCAUUGGCCCAGCAGUGGGAAGGGAGGUCCUGAAACCAGGGUCACAGCUCUAAAGGGGACAUCUUCAGAGAGGCAUCCGAGACCUGAGGACAAGCAAAGACUGGGAGCGAAACCACCGCCCUGCCCGGGAGAGACCGUCUGAAAGAACGGAGACACAGGACCCAUCGCAAGCAGCCGGGACCAGGCUUGGGAGAAGCUCAUCUGCUGAACAUCCCCAUGGGCUUCCAGGGGCCAUGGUUGCACGUUUGUCUCCUUUGGGCCACAGUGGCCAGCCUGCUGGUCCCUCCAGUGGUGGCCCAGGAGCUGAGAGGGGCUGGACUGGGCCUCGGCAACUGGAACAACAACGCAGGCAUCCCUGGGUCUUCAGAGGACAUGCCAGCUGAGGUUGGCCACCACAUCCACAGCCAUGGGGGUCAUCAAGGUGAAAAGGACAGAGGCCAUAGAGCAGAGGAUGACGAUUUCUCCAGGGAAUAUGGCCGCCAGCUCCAAGACCACAGGUACCCUGGCCAUGAGGCUGGAGAGGAGGAUAUUUCUGAAGAGGUCUUCAGAGGGCGUGUUAGACAGGCCCAUGCGCACGGAGGACAUGACAGUGAAGAUCUGGGGGACUCAGCAGAGCCUGAGAACCACUUCCACACACAGAGGAGUCACAGCCACGAAGGUGAAGAUGAGGGGAGCACUGUCUCCAGUGAGAAUCACCACGGCCACGGAGGGGCCGAUGAUGAUGGAGAGGAGGAGGGGGUGGGGGUGGAGGACAGCCCUGAGGGUGAGCCCCAGGCCCAUGAUCAUCAGAGUCACUCAGAGGAAGGAGACCAAGAGGGCUCACAUGAACGCCAUCAUGCCGACAGCCACAGAGGCCACAAAGAUGAGGAUGACGAGGGUGACUCCAGUGAAUAUGGCCACCACGCCCACGGACAUCGGCACCAUGCGGAGGAAGAUGAUGGCGGCUCAGAUGGAGACCAUCACGCCCAUAGCGACAGAGAAGGAGGUGAUGACGAUGAAGAUGAAGAUGACGAUGGUGACUCCAGUGAAUAUGGCCACCAGGUCCAGGGCCACCAAGGCCACAAAGACAGAGAAAACCAUGACAAUGACGACGAUGAUGAUGAAGACGAUGACGACUCCACUGAGCACGGGCACCAGGUCCAGGGCCACAGAAAGGGAGCUGAGGAUGAGUCAGAUGAAGACUACCAUCGUGUCCCCAGGCGUGGCUACCGAGGCCAUGAAGAUGAAGAUGAUGACGAUGACUCCGCUGAGCAUGGGCACCAGGCCCGCAGACACCAAGGUGAUGAGAAGGAAGGUGAUGAGGAUGCCUCAGAUGAAGACUACCAUCGUGUCCCCAGCCAUGGCUACCAAAGCCACCAAGACGAGGACGAUGAGGCUGUAUCCACUGAACAUUGGCACCAGGCCCCCAGACACACUCACCACGGUCUUGGAAGUGAGGGGGUGACCGCCAAGCUCAGCCACCAUGUUGCAAGCCACCAGCACCCAGGCCACAAGUCUGACAAGGAGGAGGACUUCCCAGAAGAGUAUAUGACAGAAGUCCCUGGCCAACACCCACACAGAGUCUCCAGGGAGGGAGAUGAGGACAUUUCUGCUGAGUUUAGCCACAAGGCCCCCAGUCACAGGCCACAAGAUCAAGAUGAGCAGACCAGCCAGAGUCACAGAGAGUCUGUCCAAGGUGACAUUGAUCGCUGGUCCCUGCAGCCCACAGGGGCUGGUUCUGAAGAGCCAAGGAAGGAAGAUGGCCACAGCUCUCAAGAGGGAGAGGAAGACACAAGGACACGCAGAGGAGCUCACAGGGAGGAGGAGGAGGAGGAGGGGGAGGAGGAAGAGGAGGAGGAGGGUGGUCAUGGCCUCCCCAUGAGCCAGGAAAAUGAGGAAGAGGAAGAGGAGAUCAGGGAAGACAGGGCUGAGGUUCUGAUGCCACUGAGCCACCACAGAAAGCAGGAGAAGGAGGAAGAGGAGGAGGAGGAGAUCCUGGAAGAAAACCUGCUGCCUUUCACCAUCAUCCCAAACCCCCUGGCUGGGAGGGAGGCGGUCAGAGAAGGCUCCAGUGAGGAGGAGAGCCGUGAGGCCAUGGGUCAGGACGACGCCCAGGAGAGUGAGAACUACCAGCCAGGGUCCCUGUGUGGCUACUGUUCCUUCUGCGAUCGAUGUACUGAAUGUGAAAGCUGUCACUGUGAUGAGGAGAACAUGGGUGAACACUGUGAUCAGUGUCAGCACUGCCAAUUCUGCUACCUCUGUCCGCUGGUCUGUGAAACCCUCUGCACCCCAGGAAGCUACAUAGACUAUUUCUCCUCCUCCCUGUAUCAAGCCCUGGCUGACAUGCUGGAGACUCCAGAGCCCUGACUAGCCACAGCUGUCGCAGAUGCCCCUCUCCUCACUGACAAGAGCUCGGAAUAAAUGUGCUUCUAGAA